UGUAAUUGUGAAACCGGUACACGCGUUUAAGAAACAAAAAUGUGGUGAAGCACAGGCACACAGUCGAGAGUUUUAUCGUCUGUUACAAAGACACUUGCUGAGGUGUCCAUCACCAAGUCCUCCUGUAUGGUCUAUUCUCUCUAACUAACUUUCAUUAAUCACCGUUGAGGACUUUUACCGAAGACCAAUUUCCAGUAGCGUCGAAACAAUCGCAGCGGGAAGGAAACACCAGUUUGGUUUUUUUUUGGUGUCCGCUGUUGACCUCUCUGACUCUCUGAGAUGACUACUAAUCCUCCAGGACAAGCCUUCCCAAACAAGACCCGGGUGGCUAUAUUGGCAGAGCUGGAAAAGGAAAGGAGGCGACUGAUGCAGAGUCAGUCCAUGAAUACUCCUGGAGCCAGCAUCUCGCUGGCCCGGCCCAGUGUUAAGGACUUCAGGGACAACGCAGAACAGCAGCACAUCGCUGCGCAGCAGAAAGCUGCCUUGCAGCAUGCACAUGCACAUUCUUCAGGCUUCUUCAUCACUCAGGACUCCUCAUUUGGAAACCUCAUCCUCCCAGUUCUUCCACGCCUGGAGCCCGAGUCAUGACGUUUUACGUCCGAUCUACCUUCUGGUGUGAGAGGCGCAGCUUUGGAACAACCUGGGCACACACCACAUCUGUCAUCAUGGACAGCUGUUUGUGAUGUCGUAAAUGAUCUCAGGGGAGUGUUAAAUGACCUCUCUUAUAUUUUCACGACUAAGAAAGCUGGUUGCUGAUUUUUAGAAAACCCGCACAAAGGAUCAGAAGACUGUUCUACAUGGCCGUGAAACAUUGCAGUAAAGGUUAUAUUUCAACUGUUUUCAUUCUGCUGUGGAUAAUAAAAAUGUUGCAUACAUUAAAGAUGA
Messenger RNA from Neolamprologus brichardi, 885 nucleotides. Its product is annotated as SOSS complex subunit C-like. The record is from RefSeq and is a predicted model, not a curated record. Lineage: Eukaryota; Metazoa; Chordata; Actinopteri; Cichliformes; Cichlidae. Gene Ontology annotation, biological process: DNA repair. Gene Ontology annotation, cellular component: nucleoplasm; nucleus; SOSS complex.